Molecule: messenger RNA, 1929 nt
Organism: Oncorhynchus masou masou (cherry salmon)
Lineage: Eukaryota; Metazoa; Chordata; Actinopteri; Salmoniformes; Salmonidae
Product: protein mono-ADP-ribosyltransferase PARP12-like
Exons: 7
Coding region: 169-1851 (560 amino acids)
Cellular component (GO): nucleus
Molecular function (GO): NAD+ poly-ADP-ribosyltransferase activity; NAD+-protein mono-ADP-ribosyltransferase activity
Source: RefSeq, a predicted model, not a curated record
UGGCUACCUUCAUAAUAGGGGAGGAGUUACAUAUACUGUAAGUUUCAUUUCGUCAGAAAUGUUUUUGUCGCAUUUUGUAGUUAACGGAGAGCAACGUUCUACUUCAGAUUUGACAGUAUAUGUACAGUUUUGCGAGGGCCAACAGUCAGGUGUCCUACGGUGACGGACAUGGAUACAACAGCUCUGAUCUACAAGGUCCUCUGUGCCCAUAAUGGGUCCUUUGAGCUGGGAGAAUUGCGUGCCAACAUUAGCACGAUGGAAGAUGACCUGGAAAGUGUUUUAGGGAAUCAGGAGAUGUUUACCAGGGCUGUCUCGAAGGGAAACAAACUGAUAGUUGCCAAGACGAAGAUGAGGUUAUGCAGAGCUAAUGGAUGUAGUGGCUGCAGCAAUUUACACCUGUGUAAGUUCUACCUGUAUGGAACAUGUCCAUCCAAUGAGAGACAAGGAUGCCGUCUCUGCCAUGAGCUGACGUCAGAGCACAACAUCAGAGUCCUGAGAGAGCACCACCUGGAGGAACUGGACAGGAAGGAGCUGUGUACAUUACUGCUGCAGAAUGACAACGCCCUUUUACCCCCAGUUUGCUUCACAUACAACAGAGGUAGUGGAGAGUACGGUUACUGUCCUGACAAAGGGAGCUGCAGAAGACUCCACGUCUGUGGGCGCUACAUUACAGGAACCUGUGCUGCAGAUGUGGACUGUGACAGGUCUCACGACUUCUACGAGCCCCACCCGCUCAACACCCUGCAGCAGAGGGGAGUACCUAAUGAACUGGUGGCAUCCAUGUUGUCCACCUACCGCAACAUCCAGGCAAUCGGGCAUACUAAUGAUGCUAGUAACACACUUUGCAAAAAAGACUCUGAUGACUGCCUGCUGAAAUCCAAAGCUUUACCCAGUCACUGGGAUAAAUCUUUAGUACCUGAAACUGGAUUCAAGAGGGUUGCUCUGCAGAGUUCCUCAGCUGAGCACAAGAAUAUUCUGGAUCUUUUCCACCAAACUAUGACUGGCUUCAGUGUGAAGACUAUUGAGAGGGUGCAGAAUCGGAUUCUGUGGGAGGUCUUUUCAUGGCAAGGAGAUGUGAUGAGAAAGGCAAAUGUAGGGAAAGGGAAUGAGAAGCAGCUCUUCCAUGGAACAGACUCUAAACACGUGGACGCUAUAUGCCUGCAGAACAUAGCCUGGAGGAUGGAUGGAACACAAGGAACGCCCUAUGGGCAAGGAAGCUACUUCUCUAAGGAUGCCAAGUUCUCCCACAGCUACACCAGCCAGUCAGGAGUCAGGUCCAUGUUUGUUUGUCGUGUGCUGGUGGGAAACUACACGCAAGGACACUCCAGCUACCUCUGCCCCCCUUCAAAAGAUGGAAGUCACACCAUCUCCUAUGACAGCUGUGUGGAUGAUAUCUACAACCCCUCUGUAUUUGUGGUGGUCGGGAAGCACCGAGUUUACCCAGAGUACCUCAUUCAGUACAGGGAAGGGUCCAGGCCUGGGACCUAUGUUCCACCACCUAACUUUGUCCAGAACCAGAGCCACCACAACAUGCACUGGACAUCUAUUCCAGUCAUGCUACGCUCACCAGCCACCCCUGUGCUGCCCAACAAUGCAAGGUUCAGAUCUCCUUGCCCAACAGGACAGAGAACCCCCAGACCUACCUUGACACAUGCUUCUGCACAGUUUGGCUCCCUGAACUCUGUGACACAUCCGUUGUUUCAGUCAGGUCUGAUGACUUAUGUCUCUCCUCCACCACCCUGGGUCGGCUCUAUGACCUCCAUACCACACGCACCUCCAUCAAGUACAAGAUCACAGUUUACUAAAAUGAAAGCAAAAAGUAAAUCUAUGGCAUCACUAGAUAAUCUAUAAGUCUUGGUAGUCAAUUUUUUCUUUUGAAAUUUAGGGGGAAAUUACCUUUUUAUGUAUAAAUAAAUUGUAUUUAUGAAA